Molecule: messenger RNA, 738 nt
Organism: Microdochium trichocladiopsis
Lineage: Eukaryota; Fungi; Ascomycota; Sordariomycetes; Xylariales; Microdochiaceae
Exons: 1
Coding region: 1-738 (245 amino acids)
Source: RefSeq, a predicted model, not a curated record
AUGGACCUACGGAUGCGACACUCCGCCUCGCUGUCAUCUCUCGAAGCCCCUGGCAACGACGGUCGGAAUAGUGCUGCCAUCCCUGGUGACAGAGAUGGCCUCUCGACGACGAAGGCCACAACGACGACAGACCUGGCGCUGCACAUAGUCGACAUCAUCGCCUCCAUCCCCGCGUCUUCGGGUAUGCGGUGCCUGCAGCCGCUGCUCUGCGUCGGCGCCGGGACUGGCCUCGCGCUCGCUAGCAGCAAGAACGGUGAUGCCUUGUCCCAUUCAGGCGCCGGAGACCACCGCGAGCAGCGCGACAAGGUAGGCCAGCUUGUGCCCGCGCCGCCGUGCCACAUCAACUGGUGGGAGUGGUUCUUGCCGCCGGCAGGGCCUGCCGAAGGAGUUCAACAUCAUGACUCGGACGCCGGCGCGUCAGAGUACACGUCGGCCUCCUUUUGUGACAAAGCUACACCCUCCAUGGCAAACGAUGGCAGCAAGGUCCACAGCGCCCGCGUGUUUCUGCGCAGCCGUGUGCGCGAGCUGCAGCAUCACCUCCCGCAGAAGCCUACUGGCGUGGUCGGCGAGCUGCUAGAGGAGGUCUGGUCGGCCAUGGACCGUCAGAGUGGUGGUGGUGGCCGGUACGGUAGUCACGUAGGUGAUGCCGCCACGGUGCCUGGUGAUUGGGGAGCUGGCGCCGGGGUGCACUGGCUGGACAUCAUAAGCACGGGUCGGUUCCAGAGCGUCUUCGGGUAA